Mya arenaria is the source of this 3222-nucleotide messenger RNA. RefSeq lists its product as uncharacterized. Lineage: Eukaryota; Metazoa; Mollusca; Bivalvia; Myida; Myidae. The record is from RefSeq and is a predicted model, not a curated record. The coding region runs from base 140 to 1807 and encodes 555 amino acids. The transcript has 8 exons.
GUUUUAGUAAGUUCAAGAUUAAUUAGUGUUGUUUUGUGUGUUUUUUUAUUGUUGAGGAAAUAAGUUUCAUUCAUAAAGUGUAGUUCAAAAGUGUAAGUGGGAAAUUUAAAACGUUACUUAAGUCGGCAAAACGUUUUAAAUGAAGAAUAAGGAAGAACAGGGAUAUAGAAAUCCAGCCUAUAUAUAUGAUGAGGGACAGGGCGGUAACGGACCGGAUACUCGAUCUUCCUCCUCAUCAUCCUCUCGCUCUAGUAUGAAGAUGAUCGGGGACAAGCUCCGCUCACAGGGCCGGACGCGCUGGGCGUUCCUGGCAGCCAUCAUUAUUGUAGCAGUCAUCAUUAUCGUCGGCAUCACCGUCGCUAUCUACUUUGCCAGAAACGGACAGGAUUCCGACACCGAGGCGGUGACAACAGUGGUGGGUUCGCGGGACGGAGAAGGCCGUACUCCUCUGUCCACCCGGAAGUCUCCUGUGCCGACCACAUUGUCUAUCACGUUUGGCUCCCAGACAACACAGGAGGCUCCUACGCUGAAGCCAUCAACACAACCACCAACAACACAACAGCCCAUCACAGAAAAAUAUACUACACACAAGCCGAUGACAAAACAGCCAACUACACAAAACACGACUACACAAAGGGCGACUACACAAAAACCUACGAUGCAAAAUCCCUCUACACAAAAACCUACGAUACAAAAUCCGACUACACAAAAACCUACGACACAAAACCCGACUUCACAAAAACCGAUUACACAAAGGCCAACAACACAAAAACCAACAACACGUUCGCCUACUGUGGAAACUACUACAGCGAUACCUACUACUGCACCAUCUCCUGUCGAGCCUACAGAUCCAAGAACGCCGACGACGACGGUCCAAUCUACUAGUAUCUCAAAUAACGAACAAACAGGAAAUGAGUCUACAAAUGCAACACAAAGUCCUCCCACUAUGACCACGUCUCACAACUUGACUGUGUCAAUGAGCAAUAUCCUCUACAACCCAACUGACGUCACCUCUCUGACGCUGUUCUGCGAGGGGAGCCACAGCGGCGCAUUCGAGUCCCUGGCCAUCCACAAGCAGUUCAAGGACGGGUACGAGGCGAUCGCCCUAGCCGUCUUGGGGGAGGAGGGCGCUGUGGAGGUGAUCAAGUUCCUUCCGAACAUGACCCACCUCGUGUCUGUCAACGACAAUCGCGUCUCCCUCACACUUUACCUCGACCCCUUCCGCUGUAUAGAUAUCACAAACUACACGUGCACCAUUGCAAACAAAGAGCAUGUGGCCAAAGCAACUGCACUGGUACAAAUUUUCAUGCCCGAGCCCUAUAUUAAGGUUCCCCACUCUAUUGUGGAGGACAAGGAGGUGAAACUUAGUUGUUUGGCCGACGUCUGGGGAACCAAUGGCGCCAUUGUGUGGAAAUUUAAACCAGAAUCCACGACAAAGUUUAUGGAUUUUAGUGUUGCUCCUGUCAACAAACUUAGUUAUAACAAUUGCACUACAGUUAUAAACAGUACCCUGACAUUUAAUGUUACACUUUUCGAGCAUGGUGCUACGUUUCGCUGCGAGGUCGUGCAAUUGUGGGAUGAUCCAAAAGUUAUCCAGACUACCACUAGUGACGUCACAAUAAAGGUCGUCCCCGCGGAUUAUUGUAUCGGGAAAAGACUGAACACAAUCUACCCCCAUCCAGAUGGACCUUGUACACUGGUUGUGUUCUGUGUUAGCACCGGACCACUUGUGUUUGAAAUUGAGUGCGAACCCAAUCAAUGUUAUGAUUACGUAAAGACUGCUUGUGUACCACGUGACACGGGUUAGACUACACGAACUAUAGCUUUUUUAAAUCUACAGCAUACGGAUACGGUGCUGUGAUAUCUAUCAGCGGGGAACCCGUGUAGCUCGGCUUGCACACGAAACUUCCCCCGAGUGGGAUUGGGUAGUGUUUUUACGGGUGAUGCACUUGCGGAUGUAUACAGGUAUUUUGUCAUGGUUUAAUGUGAUGGCUAUAUCUGGAACAAAUAAUACAAGUCCAUACUUCAACAAUCAAACACAAGCUGAAACACUAUGACAGCGGUCGUAUGUCUAUAUAAUAUUGUUUGUUUAUUUUUUGUCAAAUCAUAUCUGUAAUUAAUGUCUUGUGUUUUUUUUGUAAUUAUACGGUUGCAUAGAUACAUAUUGCACGUGCACCUGUAGUUUAAUAUAUACUUUCUUUCAUCUAUAUAUUUAGUUCGUAUGUGUUUCUCAAGAAAGAAAUCUUGCUGGUUCAAAUUUAAAACAUGACACAUAAAAAUGCUACAUGUCACGCCUAUAACUUUUAUUAUCUCAAGAAUUCAUUUGUAUUCGAUGGACGUGUUAAUGUUAUCUUUAUGCAUGUUUAACCUGGUUUGCCCAAGGGUUAUUCGGCAAUGUGGCAUAGACUGGUAUAAUGUAAAAUAGUUAUUUACAUGAUUUUUAUUUGACAAGAAUUUUUUUCUAAAAUCGAAAUAGUGUUUCGAAUCAAUCAUGAUUAUAAUUAAGUGUUUCUGCCAAAUUUGUAAAUAUUGUUUAAGAUUUAUGGCUUUGUUUCUCUACAAAAUGACAUGUUGUUUGAAGAACGAGAUGAAUGUUAACAUGGAUGUUUUGACAGUGCUAACAAACCAGUCUUUAUUCAAUAUUUUGUGUUCGUAAUUCUAAACGCUAUAUUGCUACAAUUAUUCAAGUAAACCAUGCAUCGAUAUACCAUAAAAAGCGAAAACUUAAUUUGUUCAUAGAUUACUCGCAUUGUCUGUCAUUGGAUGUUUAUAUCGGUUGUGGCAUAGGAAACGGAGGUAGAAAACGUUUGAGUUGAGAGUGACUUGAACCAAUUGAGGGCUCAGGAACACGUUUGAGUUCUGAAGAAUGCUUGAAACAAUUGAAACACGGACCAAGAUACAGAAAAAAUGUCAAUACUCAUGUGUAAACAAAGAUUGAUAAUUCAAUGCUUACAUAACCAUUGUGUGGUUCAAGGCGGUAAUAUUUAUUUUGCUUUGUUGCGUACACUCAUUUUACGACAAAAACAGCAUUAUUUGAAACUCAUGCCGCAUGCGUUGUAUUUUUUGUAAUGACAAAGAACAGAAUUAAGAACGCUGUAUGCCUGUGUUUCAUGUUAUUUACAUAAUGUGUCUGGUGACAUUGUUAUUGUUACAAGCAUUACAUUUAUAGCGUUCUUGUGAACAAAAAAUAAUAUUUCAGUAUCGUUCUCAGCCAAACUGAAU